AUUGCAGGUAUAUAUGUGGACAUCCUUUUUUUAACCAAGUCAAGUGAAUGUGUUCAACGUUAUAAAUCAUCGUGUACUCAAGAUGGACUUUAGCUUGCCCUUCUCGAUUCUCAUCGUCCUUUUGUUCAAGUUUUUUACGCAUGGCUUACCAAUGCAAGAGGAACUUUACGAAGGCAGUUACUGCAGAACGGAGGACGGCAGGCCAGGCGUGUGCAAAAAGAUAUACGAAUGUCCAUCCAGACUGCAAGAAGUAAAGGAAGGUAAAAGAAGCUCGGAUUCUACGGGACGUUGCGGCUUCCAGGAUUUCACGGAAAUAGUUUGUUGUCAGUUCAAUAUUACGGACAAAAUAGGACUUCGACCAGCAGAGAUAGCAUGUCGCCAGUACGAGAACGAGAUUGGAGCCAACGGUAAGGUGAGGAGGGGCACGGUUACGGCUGAAGUGCAGUUCAACAUAUUUGGCGGCACGCAGACCGAACACGGGGAAUUCCCGUACAUGGUCGCUUUGGGGUACGAGAACGAAGAUAAGAACGACGACAAUUCGGAAGCUAUCAAGUACAACUGCGGUGGCACGUUAAUUUCCUCGCAAUAUGUGUUAACCGCUGCUCACUGCGUCAAUAAUAUACAGGAGAAAGUGCCGAUAGAGGUAAGAGUCGGCAGCGAAGAUCUGAAGAACGUUGGGGACGAUGCGCAACGAAUUCCCAUAAGCAACGUAAUAACGCAUCCGCAAUAUAAGCGCAGCGUGAAUUACAACGACGUGGCUAUUUUGAAAUUAAGUACGCCUGUACGCGUGGCGAGUAACGUACGGCCGAUCUGUAUCCAAACGAAAUCUUUAGACUCCAUGGAUGUACGAUCGAACCUAACGUUUAUCGUGAUUGGCUGGGGCGCUACCAGCUUCGACGAGGACAGCAGUACCAAAUUGAUGAAGACACCGGGUCUCAGCCUCGUAGACAGGGAAUCGUGCGCGAAAUCGUUCAAUGGUUUCGGCAAGUUACCCCGCGGUUUGGACGAAAGUAUGCUGUGCGUAUUGGAUACCAACGUCACAAGAAGGUCGGACGCUUGUCACGGAGAUAGCGGCGGGCCCUUGUUAAUGCUCACCGAGUCUGGUUGUAGCAUUGUGGGAAUCACGGCUUUCGGCCAAAAUUGCGGAGGUUCUAUACCGGGAGUAUAUACAGCGGUAUAUUCCUUUCUGGAAUGGAUCGAGAAGGAAGUCUGGCCGGAAAUGAUCGACGAAUGAUAGAUGGAUCGGUUUUCGACUCGAUGUGUCGAGACUUUCCGUGCAGUGAUCAAUGAUCACUUAGCGAUCAAUGAUCGACGUGACGUGACGCGAUUUAGAUACUCUAAAGCGACUUGUGGUAGUAGUGGCGUUAUUACGAUAUCUAGUCUGAAGCUUUUCGUAUACUCAGUCUACGCAGCAUUUAUUUUUUCAAUUCCUUAUAUCUUACAAAAUGCGCUUUAGCGAAUUUUAUACUUUUAUACGUAUGAUUCUGCUCUCUCAAAUAAUAUAUAUCAUUCUGUAUGUAUACGUGCUUCAAUAAAACGUGAAUAUUCAGCUUA
Molecule: messenger RNA, 1554 nt
Organism: Temnothorax curvispinosus
Lineage: Eukaryota; Metazoa; Arthropoda; Insecta; Hymenoptera; Formicidae
Product: serine protease snake-like
Exons: 5
Coding region: 83-1234 (383 amino acids)
Biological process (GO): proteolysis
Molecular function (GO): serine-type endopeptidase activity
Source: RefSeq, a predicted model, not a curated record